AUGCUUGGACGAUUGCGGAUGUCGGUAUCGGAAGCUAUUGCUGAAUACCUCGAACUUUCAAAAAUUGUAUUCGCACCAAAGCACCGAUACAAUGUGUUUGCACGGUUGCGGAACACUGCAACUGCUCGAGGAAGAUGUGAUUCAAAGGUAUUAGAGGAGCAGGUCCAAAAAGUCGUCGGGAAGUACUUAGGAGAAGGUAAGGAACAAUCCUUGCUCUUAGAGGAAGACCCGUCCUGCCGAAGCUUUGUCUGUGCCCUCAACGCUAGUAAGCGGAGCUUGGUCCGCUUUCGCAAUUAUGAGUUAGAGGGAUACAGCGACCUUCAGCCCAAGAUCUGGCAAGCGGCGAGGGCAACGUCGGCUGCUCCAACGUUCUUCGACCCUGUGAAGAUCGGGAAUUUCAAUGAACAUUUUGUCGACGGCGGAGCGGGCUACAACUGUCCGAUCAGGGAAGUGCAUAAGGAAGCGCAGACAGUGUGGGCAAAGCCGCGUCGCGAUUUUCAGUAUAUCAUAUCAAUCGGGACCGGCAAAAGCUCACUCAAGCCCUUCGGCAAGAGUCUCGUUGAGAUCGGGAAAACCCUGAUAGCAAUUGCCACUGAUGCCGAUCAGACCGCGGCUCAAUUUGGAAAGGACCAUCCGGAAAUGAUGGGUAAGGGGGCUGAAAGACGAUUGUUCAGAUUCCAGGUUCAGCAUGGACUGGAAAAUGUUGGCAUGGCGGAGCACGAAAAGAUCGACGAGAUCGCUUCAGCUACCCGGAUUUACAUGGAGGAGGAAGAAUUGGAAGGCUAUCUACAGCUGAAGUUGUUCAAAGCCUUGGCCAGUAGCCAAUGCGACUAUGUAUUGUUCAAAUCCACGAGCGUUCCUCUCCCACCAGACCAAGUCCGGUAUAUUGAGAAGAACAUGGUGGCUCUUGGAUUUCGGGCCCCUGCAAUGAUUCUGCCAUCCGGCAAGCCUGACUUCAGCUGUGGAACAAUCAAGCUGCCAAAGACACUCUUCGAUAUUCCCACGCAUCAUGCAUAUCACCACGAGCAGAUGGUGGCGCGGUCUGAAAAAUUCGCAUCUGCCCCUAAUCAGCCAGCCUGGAGAUAUAUACUAGGACGAUACUCGGUGGACCCGGAGAAGAACCUCCUCAUGAAGGAACUACCAGUCCAUGAAGCCACCUGGUGUUCGGAUUAUGGUGGUCUAUUUGCCGUUGAGAUACCAGUGGUGGAUGUUUGGCGCAUUAUAGGGAGUUACAAUCGUCACUUCAGAAACUCCGAAGAUCGGCUUCGCUCAGAGAACGAGAUCCAUGUCCAAGAUCUGUGGAUAAGUGUACCGGGCGCCCUUCAUGGGAAACCUUUGGUUCGCAUGGUGUUUCGAGAAGGAUCAAUACUACCCGAUCAUGAACUCCGUAUACCCAGUCGCGCCUACGCCGCCGCAAUGUGCGGUUUAUCUCAGUUGUCCCCCGAUACUGUAGGAGGAAGGCGGCUCUUUUCAAGCGCGGCACCGUAUUGGGAGACAAUCAAAGUUCCCCUGGUUCUGGCAUUCACUCUGUUACCCAUCGAAAAUCGGUGCUUUUUCGAAGAACAAUACCGCUGGGUUGUCGAGCGCAUUGCAGCCAUGGUCAAAGUGAAUGAAGCGUUGUGGGACCAUGCUGAUGCGAUUGAUCUCGAUGACCACGACGUGCCGAUAAAGGUACGGCUCAGAGAGCUUGCGGCAACCAAGUUUCUCAAGGAUGUCGACAUUAACCAAGCUCAGAAUGCAAACCACUACACGACUGAUUCACGUUUUGAACGACUGAAUGAUCUCGCACAACGCCAGCUACGGACAUGGGAAGAUUUCUGCGAAGGUGGCGACUCUAUCGAGCUCGAGGAUGCUGUCUUUCUGCUGGAGAGAUCCAACACGUAUGCGCCGACAGAUUUCCGAGCUCUCAAUGAAGAUGGAGAGACGGAGGUGUUGCGGGAUUGGUGGGGCCGAUUCGGUGAAGAAAGGGCAAGAUGGAUUGCUCUUGCAAUGACGGCCAAGCUUUUACUGAAUAUGUGUCAGUCUUUCACUCUUCCAGCGACUUUCUCAUCACUCUUGCAUCAGCCUUCCAGCACGGUCUUUUUAGUGUAG
Messenger RNA from Exophiala bonariae, 2091 nucleotides. RefSeq lists its product as uncharacterized. The record is from RefSeq and is a predicted model, not a curated record. NCBI's taxonomy places the organism in Eukaryota, Fungi, Ascomycota, Eurotiomycetes, Chaetothyriales, Herpotrichiellaceae. The transcript is spliced from 3 exons. Bases 1 to 2091 code for a protein of 696 amino acids. Gene Ontology annotation, biological process: arachidonate metabolic process. Gene Ontology annotation, cellular component: membrane.